This is a messenger RNA of Cloeon dipterum, 1839 nucleotides long. RefSeq names its product RCC1 and BTB domain-containing protein 1-like. NCBI's taxonomy places the organism in Eukaryota, Metazoa, Arthropoda, Insecta, Ephemeroptera, Baetidae. The record is from RefSeq and is a predicted model, not a curated record. Gene Ontology annotation, molecular function: protein binding. The coding region runs from base 97 to 1710 and encodes 537 amino acids. The transcript has 11 exons.
CGGAAGCUGCUGUGCUUUAGGCGUAGUCUGUGCUUUUAGUCGCUUUUGCAUUUUUCCUUUUCUCGCUCGAUUUUGAGACCUCAGCGUCGUUGCAACAUGUCCAAAAUAUUGGGAAAAUGGGCCAAUUUCGGACGAGAGAUUCGCACUGCUAUCGUGUUUGGAAGUAAAGGUGAAAAUGUAAUUUUUGUGGAUGGAAAAUAUCAGGUGUGUGCCUUUGGAAAGAAUGAAGACGGGUGUCUAGGAACGGGCGAUGACGAUGAAUUGAAAGUGCCCGUACGCAUUGAGGAAUUGUGUGACGAAGAAAUAGAAGGUUUUGAAUGCGGUAUUUCAGGCGAUAAAUGCAGCAUUUUUGCUAUUUCGAGUUCUGGCGCCGUGUUCUCUUGGGGCAACAAUGAAGAUGGACAGCUUGGAUUAGGAACGACUGAAUACACCAAAAUUCCCACCAAAAUAAUGGGGAAAUUGGCUCAAAAAAUGGUUGUCCAAGUUGCAUGCGGUGGUAACCAUACCCUGGUUUUGACGUCAGAAGGACAGGUGUACGCUUUUGGUCAAAAUGUUGACGAACAGUUAGGUUUAGGAUCCAGAACCGGAAGAGCCAAUGAAUCGGUUCCGAGGCUGGUUGGCGGAUUCCCUGAUGGGGAAAUCGUAACUUGGAUUGCAUGCCACGCUGCAUCUUCCUUUGCGCUUCUUCAUUCAGGAGGGCUUUGCGGUUGGGGAUCGUGCUGGAAUAGCAGGUCGGGCUUGGGCCCAUCGAUGAACAACCAAGCGAGUCCCGUAAAGCUGACUACAUUAGAUAACGUCGUGAUUACCCGUAUCGUUUCUGGAGCCUAUUUCACUCUCGCCUUAACCGACAAAGGAAAAGUCUAUGCGUGGGGAGACAACGACAAAGGCCAGUCUGGAAAUGGAACUACUAGUUGGAACAGUUUUCCAGAAGUGAUUUCAAUGGCUGAGAGAGUGAAAGACAUUGCUGCUACUUGCUACCCGAACCACCCUUGUGCAGCAAUCACUGACAAUAACCAGGUUUACAUUUGGGGAAACUGCAAUGGACAAAAAGUUUUGAAACCAAUCCUCACCUCCUUCUCGUCCCUGGAGGAAGUUUUCGCUGUUGCCUCUCCUCAAGUGUCCUACCAUCGCUUUCAACUGAAAAAUAAGAAGGAAGUCUCGAGCAAGAGCAAGAACUCAAUGUAUGAGCGCUUUCGAAAUGCGUUUGAUAACACUGAAACUGCUGAUUUUUCCUUCAUUGUCGAGGGAAAGAAAAUUCACGUGCACAAGAUGCUGCUGGCAAUCAGCAGCGACGUCUUCAAGAGAAUGUUCCUCGGUGAUUUUGAGGACAGUACCGCAAAGGAGAAAAUCAUCGAUCAUAUCAGCUACAACAGUUUCUACGCAUUCCUCAAAUAUUUGUACACAGAUGAGGUAGAUUUCACGUCUGAACUGGCUCUCGAAGUUUACGCUGUAGCCCACCUCUAUCAGGUGACUAGUUUGAUGGAGGAGUGCGAAAAGAUCAUGAAAUCUACUAUCUCUGUGCAAAAUGCUGCUGCCAUUUACGAUAAGGCAAUUUUAUUUGAAGCUGAGGAUCUCUGUGGGUUCUGUUUCAACUACUGCAUGGAGCAUUUGGUUGAGGUUGUGAACAGUAUUGAUUUGGACGGGUGCAAGGAGGAAGUCAUCCUGGGUGUUUACCGUCGUGCGGCUGGCCAACAGAAUAAUGUAGAAUAGAAUGGUUAAUUGAUUGCCUAUUGCUUAAAGAUGACAAUAAGCAAAUUUAUUUUACAAAGCGAACUAAUCAAAAUUAGACUGUAAUACUUUAAGAUUUUACUAAAUAUAGAAAAAUGUAUUAUUAAAUAA